AUGUCAUUGAGCGAUUGGGAAAACGUAAAGGAGAACAUCCUCCCCAUAAAGUCAGGUAGAGACCCUGCCAAACUAGCAAUGAUGUCUCAACAAAAGUCAGUCGUCAACGAGAAGUUGACCCAAGAGAAGGCUGAGUUUGAAAAGUCGAUUGCAGAGUACAAGUCAGAUGAUCCAUUAGAGUUGUGGACCAAGUAUGUUAGAUGGGUACAGCAAUCAUAUAUUGGUGGAAAUAUGAAGACAGAGUUGAUUGUACUCUUGGAGAGAUGUACAAACAUGUUUGUCCAAACCGAGAAAUAUAGGAAUGAUCAAAGAUACCUGAAACUUUGGAUAAUAUAUGCCGAUAUGUGUAGAGAACCACUAGAGAUAUUCGCUUACUUGGAGACUAAUAAGAUUGGCUCUACAUUGUCAUUGACUUAUGAGGCCAAGGCAAUAAUUUAUGAGAACAAGUCUAAUUAUCAACAGGCCGAUCAAUCAUAUCAGUUGGGAAUACAGCGUGGCGCACAGCCAUUGGAUCGUCUAAAGAAGAAACACGAGGAGUUCCAGAGACGCAUGGUGAUGGCCAUGAAGAAGGCCGCCGCCAACGGCACCACUCCCAUCGGCUCGCUCUCUGUUGCUGCGGAGGAGGCUUCAACACCAGUUCAGCGCGCAGUCCUUGGCACAAUAUCAGGUGGCGGUGCAGUUGGCUCAGAGAGAAAGUCAUCAGUAGUCAAGCCUGGUGUUGGUACCAGCACACAACAACCACAACUUGGUGAUAAACGCAAGAUGCCAUUGGGUAGCAGCAGCAUUGGAGGUGGCGGUGGCGGUGGACUCGGUGGCUUCCAGAUUUAUGACGAUGAGAAAGGAGCCGGAGAUGAGAAUGUAAAGACCAACACCAAGUUCCUGGGCAAAAAGACGGCGAUGACGGGAGAGCAGCCAUCGAUGAAGUGGGAUGAGUUGGAGCCAGAGCUCAACAAGCACAAGGAGAACACACAGAUACCUGCCAAGUGGUCCGAUACCAAGGUGGUCCAGAAGAAGCUCAAGAGUGACACUGGUGCCGUGCCCUCAUUCGAGAUAUUCUGCGAUCCUGCCACCUCACAAGACAUCAGCAGUCCGAUCAACCAAUCCGGAUUCGAUGAGCCACACAGGCUGUCUGAGCAAACGAGCAAGUCACGUGUCGAGCAGAUCCAGAGCAAUCCAUUGGCCAACUUCCCAAAGUCGAUUCAGUCCAAGCCAAGUGUAUCAUCCUCGACGUCAUCAUCAUCAUCCAAGAGAACAACAUCAUCAACGUCGGCGACGACACCAUCAAACGAAAGGAUUGGAUACAAGAAGGAGAUAUUUAUGGAGGCUGAGAAGGAGAUGUCAUUCGAGGAGCUUAGGGCUAGACAUUGGAAGUUACGCCCACAUGCACCUCCAACCACCGCCGGCAGACAACUGCCACAGCAAAAGUACAAUGCUCCACCCUCGCCAUCCAUCACCAUGCACACCAAGGAGGCUCUAAAGGCUGUCAUGUCCUGGUUCCACACACCCAUUGCUUUUGACGAGGAGGAGGAGAAGAAUAAGUCGCAGGUCUUCGAGACCAAGAAAGUGAUCCCACAACAACAACAACAACAGAUUGUGGCUCCAUUGGCACCAGUACCAAUCACACAAAAGACAGAGAACAAGGUGACCAAUGGUGACAUUCUGAAGAAGGCCUUGUAUGGCCAGGAUCAAACUGAGGAGUUCUAUAUUGACAGAGGUGACACUGUGGACACACUGGAUAGGAUUGAUCAGUACAUCAAACAGAGUGCACCACCAGCAUCCUUUGAAAUAUUCGUUGAUGAUGCCGCCACCAAGCCAAUGCCCAAGUCCAACCCAUUGUUUGGCGGUGCUCCUCCCUCAUCAGGAGGCUUCACCAUCUUCCAUGACGCUCCAGCUCCAGCUCCCAAGUCCAACCCAUUGUUUGGCGGUGGUGGCGGUGGUGGCUUCACAAUCUUUGAGGACGCGGCUCCAAACGUCCAGGCCAAGCCAGCUCCAAAGUCCAACCCAUUGUUUGGCAAUAACAACAACAUGGGAGGCGGAGGUGGCUUCACAAUCUUCCAAGAUGCCCCAGCUCCAACCCCAGCGCCCAAGUCCAACCCACUGUUUGGCGCCCUGCCACCCUCAUCUGGAGGCUUCACAAUCUUCCAGGAUGCCCCAGCUCCAACCUCAGCACCAAAAUCCAACCCACUGUUUGGCAAUAACAACAACAUGGGAGGCGGAAGUGGCUUCACAAUCUUCCAAGAGGACGCACCAGCACCAGUACCAGCACCAACUCCAGCGCCAGCUCCAAAGAAUGACAAGAUCAGACAGCAACAACAACAACAUAUCGAUGCCAAUACUACAGCUGCCAUCUUGACCCAAUACCUCGAACUUAAUAUUGUUCCAGAGGGAGGUGUCACCGAGCCAUUCACACAUGAGAACAAGGAGAGCCUCGAGGGCAUCGUCGUGCAGCAUUUGGAGGCGGUCGAAUCAUUCUUCAACAACUCCACUCAGACACUGCCAUCGAUUGACAACAACAAUGUACUCCAACUCAACACCAGCAUUGCCAAGAUGGAGGCAUGUGUCUUCCAGAGCGCCAACUCCUCCAUCUACAAGGUCACCGACGAAUCACCCAUGGCCGCCAAGAUCAGUCGACCGGCACUCGUAUGGCCGUUCUAUGUGCAGGGACAACUUCAAGCGCGUCUGGCCAACUCUGACUCACCAGCGCUCGCCGCGAUGGCUGGCAAAUACAUGUGCUUCUUCUCCCUGUAUCACUACAGCAAUGCCAGUGUGACGCUGAUGGAGUACAUGGAGCAUGGAUCACUGCAUGACAUCAUCCACAACAUCAAGCGCGCCAAGAUAACCAUGGAAGAGCCAUUUAAGAUUUUCCUCGCCAUCGAUCUGCUGCGUAUCGUUUCAUCCAUGCACCAGGUAGACAUGAUACACGCCAACAUCAGUCCCAAGAAUGUGUUUGUAUCGUUGAGCACCGAGCCCAGCGACCACGAUUGGACGCCAGCAAACACUGGCGGCUGGGAGAACAUUGGACUCAAGCUGGGCAGCUUCAAGUCGGCGAUCGACACACAGUUCUACGGCACAGAGGUGAGGUUCACUGCAGCGCCAGGCGACUUGCCAAUCGACGGACACAAGGUCACCAGUUCCGUGCUGUCCACCCGCGCCAACUGGGCACACGACAUUGAUUACAUUGGAAUGGUGCAGACAUUGUACUACCUGCUGUGUGAUGGUGUUGAGCUGGGCGAACAGUCCGUACAACUGGACAACACAUGCGGCGAGUGGCGCAUUGAUAUGACGGGCAUUCGACCAGGAUACCAACUGGACCUAUGGGCCAACAUACUCAACACAUUGCUCAAUCUCACAGAGUGCUCUACCGUGUCACUGGAUGGUCUGAUCAAGACACUCGAGUCCUACCUUUUGGCCAAUCCCACCAAGUCCAAAUCCAUUUACCGACACAUCAGGAAGCUGAGGAUCGACACCACUCUGGUUCAGGCAUAA
Acytostelium subglobosum LB1 is the source of this 3486-nucleotide messenger RNA. RefSeq lists its product as hypothetical. Gene Ontology annotation, molecular function: ATP binding; protein kinase activity. The record is from RefSeq and is a predicted model, not a curated record. Bases 1 to 3486 code for a protein of 1161 amino acids. The transcript has 3 exons. Gene Ontology annotation, biological process: mitotic spindle assembly checkpoint signaling; meiotic sister chromatid cohesion, centromeric; protein phosphorylation. NCBI's taxonomy places the organism in Eukaryota, Evosea, Eumycetozoa, Acytosteliales, Acytosteliaceae.